This is a messenger RNA of Alternaria novae-zelandiae, 1488 nucleotides long. RefSeq lists its product as uncharacterized. The transcript has 2 exons. Lineage: Eukaryota; Fungi; Ascomycota; Dothideomycetes; Pleosporales; Pleosporaceae. Bases 1 to 1488 code for a protein of 495 amino acids. Gene Ontology annotation, molecular function: transmembrane transporter activity. The record is from RefSeq and is a predicted model, not a curated record. Gene Ontology annotation, biological process: transmembrane transport.
AUGUCGACUUCCUCAUGGCUGUCGUCAUUGACGCAGCAUGGAUCCAAGCCACCGUUUAUGCUCAAAGCUAGAAGCUCGGAUGCAUUCAUCAUCGGGACUGUGUCUUUGGCCGUCUUUACAGACAUGUUUCUGUACGGCGUCAUUGUACCCGUCAUCCCAUUCGCAAUACGUUCGCGUAGUCACAUUGAGGAGGACCAAGUUCAAUAUUGGGUCUCGGUACUGGUUGCUGUAUAUGGCGCCGCUCUUCUUGCAUUCUCGCCCAUAUGCGGAUGGCUUGCGGACCGCGGGUCGACGCGUCGCUUUCCGCUUCUUCUGGGCUUGUUCGUUCUCCUAGGAGCUACAAUCCUGCUGAACCUUGGCAAAUCGAUUGGAGCUUUGAUUGUCGGAAGGCUCCUGCAGGGGGCUUCGGCAGCUGUGGUAUGGGUUGUUGGUCUGGCCCUGUUGGCUGAUACGGUGCCCCAGGAACGACUCGCAACUGCUGCUGGGUGGCUGACCAUAGGCAUGUCUAUCGGAAUGCUCAUAUCGCCUCUACUCGGUGGCAUAGUCUACGACAAGGCUGGUUAUAAUGCCGUCUUCGGCAUGUGCUAUGCAUUAGUCGGCUUGGAUGUGAUUCUCAGACUGUUGCUCGUGGAGAAGAAGGUGGCUGCGAGAUGGGACGCAACAGUCAUGGGACGCUCAUCUGGCGAGGGAGACGCAUCCUCAGAGGAUAAAGAACUAGGCUCCAUCGCCAUCGCAAGUCGAAGCGACAGCUUAGGUCUCACCAGGACGGCAACUCAGCAAGACGCGGAGUCUGCUGAAGCGCACCAAGAAAGUCCGCCUCGGCAACGUGUGCGCGAUCGCCUUCCUCCCGUGCUUUCACUCCUGUAUUCCCGACGCCUGCUUGCCUCGCUAUUCUGUGCGCUCAUUCAAGCAACAUUGUUGACGGCCUUCGACUCUGUUCUCGCCAUCCACGCCGCCAACACAUUCAACUGGUCCUCGACAGGCGCUGCGCUUCUUUUCCUCCCGAUCGUCAUACCGAGUUUCCUCUCGCCGUUGUGGGGCUGGUUGAGUGACACAUAUGGAGGGCGCUAUGUGGUUGUCGUGGGCUUUCUUGGGGGAUGCCCUCCCCUCGUCUGCCUCCGGUUUGUCGAUGAGAACACGAUGAAGGACAAGGUGCUGCUAUGCGCGUUACUGGCGGUCACGGGGCUCUUUGUAGGCAUGACGUUCGCGCCGGUCAUGGCAGAGGUAUCGGCUGUCGCUGAGGCCAAGGAAAGAAAGAUGAUCGCAGAUGGACGCCCAGGAUUCGGCAAAGGCGGUGCAUUUGCGCAGGCUUACGCACUAUACAACUCCGCGUUCGCUGCCGGCUGCAUGGCGGGACCUCUGUUGGCCGGGUUUCUUGCGGAGGACAGCGGCUGGGGGACUAUGGCGGCCGUCUUGGGCGCGCUGUCUGCUGUCACUGCCGUCCCGGGUUUUCUCUGGCUAGGUGGAUGGGUGCUAGCAAAGAACUAG